Molecule: messenger RNA, 604 nt
Organism: Eupeodes corollae
Lineage: Eukaryota; Metazoa; Arthropoda; Insecta; Diptera; Syrphidae
Product: kunitz-type serine protease inhibitor textilinin-3
Exons: 1
Coding region: 93-440 (115 amino acids)
Molecular function (GO): serine-type endopeptidase inhibitor activity
Source: RefSeq, a predicted model, not a curated record
CCAUCAGAGUACGAUCAGCCACGAUCAAGUGAAGUUCAAAACGCGUUUCAUACAUCUCCCAUAUCGCUACGCAAAUUUUUUUCUCUACAAACAUGAAUUGCAAACAUUUAACGGUAGCAGUUAUCGCUGCGUGUACAGUGAUAACCUUUACAAUCAUUGGUGUGACACAAGCUAAACCUUUGGAUCUUUACGAUGAAAUGAGUGACCUCUUCGAGGAAAUGGAUUUAGAUGAUAUCGCUCCAAGGAAUUCAGCUCGUCACCAGCCGGAGAAUUUCUGUAAGAUGCCAGCUAGAAAAGGUGUUUGCAGAGCUCUGAUACCGCGUUGGAGUUAUGACCCCAUUGCAAAGGAAUGUCGUGAAUUUAAAUUUGGAGGCUGUGAUGGCAAUGAUAACAACUUUUCAAGCUUUAAAUUGUGCAUGCAGACUUGUGGUGGUUAUUGAGGAAGCUGCUGAAUUAAAAAGGCCGAGAGUUUCUAAAUAGAAAAUAAGGAAAAAAUAUAGUGUGUGUGAUUGUUUUUUAAUUUAAAUUGUGUGAAUGCGAUGUGUUAGGAUUUUAUUUAUUUUAACAAACAAUUAGUUGUGUAAGUUUAUUGUAAAAAUAAAAA